This is a messenger RNA of Leucoraja erinaceus (little skate), 6303 nucleotides long. It is a transcript of the gene klhl11, whose product is annotated as kelch-like family member 11. The record is from RefSeq and is a predicted model, not a curated record. Bases 25 to 2010 code for a protein of 661 amino acids. NCBI's taxonomy places the organism in Eukaryota, Metazoa, Chordata, Chondrichthyes, Rajiformes, Rajidae. Gene Ontology annotation, molecular function: protein binding. The transcript has 2 exons.
CAGACGCGGGAGGGCGAGGCGGCCAUGGCGGCGGCGGGCUCGGGCUCGGACGGCGGCGAUGCCGGCGACGGGGACGGGGGAGACGGCGAGUCCGAGCACUUCGACUGCAAGAGCCACUGCUCGGAGCUGUCCCGCCGCCAGAACGAGCAGAGGAAGCGCGGCCUGUUCUGCGACCUGACGCUGGCGGUGGGAGGCCGCGAGUUCCGCGCCCACCGCUCGGUGCUGGCCGCCGCCACCGACUACUUCGAGCCGCUGCUCGGCGGCAACUUCGAGGAGUCGCGCUCGGAGCGGGUGGAGAUGCGCAAGUGGAGCACGGAGCCCGGGCCCGAGGCCGACACGGUGGAGGCCGUGCUGCAGUACAUGUACACCGGCGCCAUCCGCGUCUGCACCGGCACCGUGCAUGAGGUACUCGAGCUGGCCGACAGGUUCCUCUUGCUUCAGUUGAAAGAAUUCUGUGGGGAGUUUCUGAAGAAGAAGCUGAAUCUUACCAACUGUGUGGCAGUUCACAGCUUGGCGCACAUGUACUCCCUGGACCAACUGGCAUUGAAAGCAGCUGACAUGAUUCGCAGGGACUUCUCAAAUGUGGUGCAGGACGAUGAGUUCUACACUCUGCCUUUCCAUCUGGUCAGGGACUGGCUGUCGGACCCUGAAAUCACAGUGGAUUCGGAGGAAGUUCUGUUUGAAGCGGUGUUGAAGUGGGUGCACCGAAACCCAGAGGAAAGGGAGAAGCACUUUGAGGAGUUGUUUCAACUCUUGCGACUGCCCCAGAUGAAGCCCACUUUCCUCACCCGCAUCAUUAAAACUGAGCGACUGGUGGCUGAUAACGCCAACUGUCUGCGACUGGUUUCAGAAGCGGUGGAAGGUCACGCACUGAGAUCAGAGAACCUGCAGCCUGCCAACCUGGACCACUGGGCAUCGCACAUCGUCUCAUUCCAGCCCCGCUUUGGGCAGAACAUGGACAUCAUCAUGGUAAUAGGUGGCGUGUCAGAGGGUGGAGAUUACCUGAGCGAAUGUGUGGGAUAUUUCGUCAACGAAGAUCGAUGGGUGAAUCUUCCUCACAUUCACAACCACCUAGAUGGUCACGCCACAGCCAUCACAGAGUCACAUGUCUAUGUGGCUGGCUCCAUGGAGCCUGGGUUUGCCAAGACUGUGGAGAGGUACAGUCCGAACAGAAACAGCUGGGAGCAGGUCAGCAAUCUGAUCACCAGGAAGCAUUCCUUUGGCUUGACAGCAGUGAAGGAAAACCUGUACAGCAUUGGGGGCCACGGGAACUUCAGCCCGGGAUUCAAGGACGUUGAUGUAUAUGAUCCUGAACAAGACAGAUGGCACCACUUGGAGUCGGCCCCCAAAAUACUGCGGGACGUUAAAGCCAUCAGUGUGGAAGACCGUUUUGUGUACGUUACUGCUCGCACUCCUGUGGACACGGACAAUGAGGACGGGCUGGAGACGGUGAAUGCAAAGUAUGACACGGACACGAGGCAGUGGCAGGAUGUGGAGUCUCUACCCUUGCUUGAUAAUUACUGUGCCUUCCAGAUGGCCGUUGCUACCACAAACUUUUACCACACGGCUUCGUGCUGCCCCAAGUGCUACGCUGUGACAGACAACGAGGCGAAGAAUAAAAUCUCCAGCAUGGCGGCCGAUGAGAUCCUGGAGAGCUUGCCGCCGGAGGUGCUGAGUAUCGAAGGCGCAGCCAUCUGUUACUUCCGCGACGACGUCUUCAUCAUCGGCGGCUGGAAGAACAGCGACGACAUGGACAAGCAGUACCGCAAGGAGGCGUACCGCUACUGCGCCGAGCGGAAACGCUGGAUGCUGCUGCCCCCCAUGCCUCAGCCACGGUGCCGGGCAACCGCCUGCCACGUCAGGAUCCCUUACAGGUACCUGUACGGCGCCCAGAGGUACCCAAUGCCACAGAACCUGGCCAGGCAGCAGGAGAGGCUGCAGCAGAUGCAGCGGCUGCAUCGGCGCUCGCUGUUUCUGAGGCGACAGCUGCAGCCGCAAGUCGAAUGCUGAUGUGAAUCACAUCUGGCGGCUGGAGCUGUUACUGGGUGGUGGGUGCAGAUACUAAAAAAUUCCCAACAAAGUCUGGCGCCACUGCCACGUGUAAAGGACGUGGAAUUUAAUGAAAAUCAUAGGUAACCAAUAAUUCCCGCCCUGUCGCAGCGUAAACUCUGCCCGUACUCAUGUUAAAUGCAGCUGAAUGUGGGGACUAUAUGUUGGUAGAAUAGAGUCAAACUAUUUUGGCAGUAUGCUAUUUCUAAAAAAAAAGCUUUGCCUUCAACUCAUUCAUGUUAAUUUACUCACUCCAACCCUGCUUCUACCAGCAUUUGUACACAUUUUUACAUCACAAAAUACCCAUUUUAUUUAAACAUGCAAAUAUGUUUUGUAAUUUUUAAGCGGCAUUCUUUAAGGUGACAGAAGAUGGGGGCGGCUAUCCUAUUGAGUCUUGAAAAUUCCUUCUGUUGUGCAAUAUUGUGGUCAUGGCCGCACCUAUUUGUUCUACUUCAUGUGGAUGUGCGGCAGCUUUGCUUGAAUGCUCAAACAGAAGUGGUGGAAGGUUUGUUACGGCAUUCUCAAGGGUGCGUAUAUGCACACCCGGAGCCAAGGCAUGCAGUGAUCCAGAACACAGGAUGAACAUCAGGAGUCAUAUUGUUGGCUUUAUACCCGAUUAAAGUGGCACAACUGAUCUCAGAGACAGUUUGGUCUGGGUUUUCCAGCUGUGACCAUUCACUUUGGUUACUAUAAUAAGCACUUUAAGAGGGUCAGAGCACAUGGUGACUAACAUGGUCAACCGCAUACUUAACAUUCCAGCACUGGUUGCAUUUCCCGCGUUGUUUAAAGUCAAAUCCCAUUCUAUCAUAUCAAUCGAUUGAAGUAUCAAUCACCAAUCAAAAAAAUCCAGUGCUUUGCAGAUCAGAUGGGCAACACUUGGUCUAUGUGGUCUGGGUGGAGAAAGGUUCAACAGUUUCAGCAGAGUAUUUGAUGAAGGUAGACACAAAAUGCUGGAGUAACUCAGCGGGACAGGCAACAUCUCUGGAGAGAACGAAUAGGUGACGUUCUUCAGUCUGAAGAAGGGUCUCGACCCGAAACAUCACCCAUGCCUUUUCUCCAGACAUGGUGCCUGUCCCGCUGAGUUACUCUAGCACUUUGUGUCUACCUUCGAUUUAAACCAGCAUCUGCAGUUCUUUCGUACACACAUAGUAUGUGAUGGUGCAGUUGCAAGUUAACAUUUCUGGGUGGGUUGUUACUCUCUGGAGCUGGUGUUGCCCACCUUUUCUGUUUCUCUUCUCCCCAUUCCCCACAGUCCCAGCCUCAAGGUGAGCUAAGUUUGAUGCAUAGCCCUUGUGAGCUUUGUUGUUAUUUUAUUGAAUAUCAUAUCAUCUCCUUGAUUCUGUGCACAUCUCUGAGCUCAUGAGUUUUACUAGUGAAAACCUGUACCUUUUCCUUUAUAUGUGGAUCAAGUGCACUUUGUGCAGGCCACUUCAAUACUGCAUCCACAUUAAUUUAUUAUUGUAAUUGAAAAUCCAGGAAACAGUGAAGCACAAAAGCAUCAAAUAACUCAGUUACAUCACAAUGUGCAUUGUAGUAAUGCCUGCCAUACUGUCCCUUUAAGCUGAAAUAUAUAUAUGUAUGUAUUAACUUGUUGAACACUGAGUUCUAAGAUGUAUUUUCCAAGUAUAGAUGGAUUUCUCUAAGAAACUAUGCCCAGAGGAGGUAAGGACGUCAUUUUAAAUAGGGCGUCCUAAUUUCUGUAUCAGAAGUUGCCUUGUAUUUAGAAUAAAAUUUGAGGUUUAAAAUAAUUUGUAAGAUGCCUUGGUAGAGAGGGUUUAAUGUGCAAGAGGAUAUGGUUGUGCUGUUGCUAUUUGGGUCAGUUCCCACCCUGCCUUCACCACCCUGCCUCACCAGGCUAUUUUAUUUUCGUGAGGAACACAUGCACUGCAGAUUGCCGUAAUGUCUGUAUACUUGCAUUUUAUCACUAAUGCAUCAGUUAUAAACUCUCAUUAAUUUGUCUUUGUUUUAACUACCCUAUUGUUUGCUCAGACGUGCUUUCCAAAACUGAAUAGUCGGCUUUUUUGCUGGAGUAUUUGACUUUUCGUUAUCUUAUUGUCUGUAGCCUAAGUAUAAUGCAACCUCCCACUUAGUGGGCUCAGUUGACUCACAAAUACACCAAGCAUCCAGGUUCCAUAUUACUACCUUUCCUGUUCCUGUUAACAUUUAAAAUCAAACAGGAACCUUGCGUACAUUUAUUCACUGGACCUGGUUAGAGUAUGUGCCCUGUAUCAAGUAGGAUUGCACAAUAGCCAUCAUCAUCAUUAACUUGCCUUUAGCCACUUGGUAUUACACAGCCCAGGUUAGAAUGAUGGUCCCAUCGGUUCCUGGGUAAUGGCUGAAACUAUAUGUCUUCAUUAUACUUUGACUUGUGACACUCUCUACUGCAGCUUUCAUUAUCUGUCCUUGCUAUAAGUUGAAUUCUCCAUGUAAAAACUUGUACUUGUGACAUCAAAUGGAUCAGCGCACCAAGCCAAGAAGAUGUGUUCAAAGUGUUUUGUUCAUUGAGGUAGCCUGUGAUUGAGUACUUGUGAACUGGAGACAUUAACAUGGUUAUCUACUUGUUCAGCUCAUGCUGUAAGACUUGUUCAGCUCAUGCUGUAAGUUCUGUGUCUCCUCCCCCUACAUCCAUCCACCUUCUGAAAUGAUCAUCACUUUGUGCAGUUUAAAAUGGAGUCUUUUUACGUCUGUAAUACUCUGCUGAUGAAACAUUUUAUUUUUAGACUUGUCGCGUGCAGCGUUGGAAUUGGUGGUAAGUGAAGCAGCAGCAUGGUUUCACAUGAGUUAUGAUCACUGCUUGUUUGAUGUAGAUCACUAAACACAGUGUGAAAUGUUCUGCUGUAGCUCCCCCCGGUACUCCAGUGGCAAUCAGGUGGUCUUUCCUUCACAAUGACUCCUUGCUGCCUGCUAACAGGUCUAAAGAAGGGUCCCGACCCAAAAUAUCACCCAUUCCUUCUCUCCAGAGAUGCUGCCUGUCCCGCUGAGUUACUUCAGCAUUUAGUGUCUGUUUUCAGUUUAAACCAGCAUCUGCAGUUCCUUCCUACACAAUCUUCUUUGACAGGCUCUCACCUGUAUUGCCAGAAUCCUGCGGGUGUUACAUCAGCUCUUAUGAUGAACCAUCAUUACAUUAAGAAUCAAUUUGAAUGUCUAAAGAAUUUCAUUCUUUUCAUCUUCUCCCUCCCCUUUUCAUGUUACUCCCCUCUCCAUUCCUUGCCUCUGGGGCGUUAGAUCUACCAAUCUUGUCCUGGACUAUUGAGGGGAGCUUCAGUGUCCUGGUUAAUAUGUCUAUUAACAUGCACGUAGUAAUGAUAGAUUACGUACCUCUGUUUGGCUUGCCUUGUGCCUCCAUUUAGCAUAGGUCAUUGGAUUAGUUUUUGUGUUUGGACCGUUUUACUGGCCUUUAAAUUGAUGGGUGAGCUGUAACCUAUUUGUCAAUGUACUUCUGCCAUUUGCCAUUCUGUUGUUCUGAAGUGUGUACAGUUACCAGACUAAACCCAGAGCCUGAUUGCAAGGACCAACAAUAUGGUGGGGAUGUGGUCCCAACUGUUUCACUGGUCCUGUCCUCAGACUGGUGUCAAUUUUCAUCAUGUUUUGUUUCUUUGGAUUUAUGAUUCUGAUAUGUAUGUUUUAAUCCCCAAAAUCAUCCAGGGUUAUUUCUCGCUCUUGCGUUUGUUUUUUCCGAAAUACCUUGAGAAUUGAUAAUGAAUCUCUCGGAGCAAGCAGAGUUACAUGUCUAAACGAACGCGUUGUUGGUGGCUGCGUGUGUGAUCUGUGUACAUGCACGCACACACGAACACCUCUGCUGAUUUAUAUUUUUCUCUCUUUGGCCAAGACAACAGAGACUUUUUUCUCCCUUGCAGUCAAGUGAGAGGAAAAUAGAUAAAUUCCACUGUAAAUCCUGAGCUAUUUAUUUGGACAAAUAAUUCGUUAAAUUUAUCUGCAACAUCAUGGGAGAUUUUAUUUUGUCUCUUUUGUCAAAAGCUUUGUUUAAAAUGAAGUGAGCUUUUCCGCUCACUCUGAGAUGGAUAUGUGCAGAUGGCUGAGAGCGGUGUGAUCAUGUUGAAUUGUGAGAGAGUAUCGAUGAUCAGAAUGGUGUGUGUUGUCAUUCUGAGUCCACCAUUUGAAACAUUGACAUCCAGGUUGUCGGGACUUCGCAGAUCCUGUCUACAAUGCAUGUGCAUGCUCUGCAAUGUGUUACUCAUCCACUCAUUUUUAUAAAAUAAAUAGCUUCUCAAUAAAAGUUACAUUUAUUGUGGA